Molecule: messenger RNA, 1909 nt
Organism: Amphiprion ocellaris (clown anemonefish)
Lineage: Eukaryota; Metazoa; Chordata; Actinopteri; Pomacentridae
Gene: nucb1
Product: nucleobindin 1
Exons: 12
Coding region: 121-1578 (485 amino acids)
Cellular component (GO): endoplasmic reticulum-Golgi intermediate compartment; extracellular exosome
Molecular function (GO): calcium ion binding
Source: RefSeq, a predicted model, not a curated record
CCCUGAAGGCAGCAUGUUGGACCGUCCAGCGCUGCAUUCUCGUGACGUCUAUUUUAUCCGACGCAGAUUCAGUUCGUGCCUGGAGGAUCAGAUAAGAUAUUAAAAACACACCUGUGGAGGAUGAACUUUAAACCUGGCUGGCUGCUGCUUCUAACCAUCUCUGCCGGGGUCUGGUCGGUGCCCAUAGAGCGCAAUGGAGGCAACCAGGAGCCUAAAGAGGAAGCGCCGGAGGAGAACAUGGACACUGGCCUGUACUACGACAGGUAUCUCAGAGAGGUGAUUGAGGUUUUGGAGACAGACCCUCACUUCAGAGAGAAACUGCAGACGGCGAACACAGAGGACAUCAAGGUUAACAUCCACUCACGCAGCUUCCUCCUUUACAUGCUAACAGACGUCUUGUCAUCCGCAUUUGUCGUUGUUAAACUCACCUGGAUGUCUUGUUUUCGCCGUCAGAACGGGCGCCUCAGUAAAGAGCUGGACCUGGUCAGUCACCAUGUCAGGACUCGGCUGGAUGAGUUGAAGCGUCAGGAGGUUUCUCGUCUGAGGAUGCUGCUAAAGGCCAAACUGGACAGCACCAACACUCAGAGCCUUCAGAUGGAUCACGCCUCUCUGCUGAAGCAGUUCGAACAUCUGGAUCCACACAAUCAAAACACUUUUGAGGCCAAAGACCUCGAGCUGCUGAUCUCUACGGCCACUAAAGACCUGGAGAACUACGAUGCUGAGCGCCACGAGGAGUUUAAACGCUAUGAGAUGCUGAAGGAGCACGAGAGGAGGGAAUACCUGAAGGGUCUGGACCAGGAGAAGAGGGAGAAGGAGGAGAAGAGGCUACAGGAGCUGAAGGACAAACACCGACAGCACCCUAAAGUUAACGUUCCGGGCAGUGUUGCUCAGCUGCGAGAAGUUUGGGAGGAGACAGAUGGACUGGAUCCUCAGGAGUUCAACCCCAAAACCUUCUUUAAACUGCAUGAUACAAAUGAAGAUGGUGUUUUAGAUGAGCAGGAAUUGGAGGCUCUCUUCACAAAGGAGCUGGAGAAAGUCUACGACCCAAAGAACGAGGAGGACGAUAUGAUGGAGAUGGAGGAAGAAAGGCUGAGGAUGAGGGAGCACGUCAUGAAAAACGUGGAUACAAAUAAAGACCGGCUCGUCAGCCUGGAGGAAUUCCUCAAAUCCACAGAGAAGAAGGAGUUCAAUAAUCCCAAAGAGUGGGAGACUCUGGACACCAAUCCGGUGUACACAGAGGAGGAGCUCCAGCGGUUUGAAGCCGAGCUCAGGGACAAAGAAGAGGAGCUGAAGAGGAGGGCGGAGACUCUACGUCAGGAGCAGGAGCUGCUGAAGGAGAGGGGAAAAGCUCUGGAGGCCCAGAGGAGAGAGUACCAGCAGGCAGUGCUAGAAAUGUCUCAGAGACAGAAAGAGCAGCAGGCAGCAGAUGGGCAGCCUCCUGCGGGUCCUAAUGGAGAACUACAGUUUCAAGCACAGACACAGAAGCCUGAUGAUAAAGAGGCAAAAGCUCCGGCUGAACCCGAAGUCCAGAAUAAUCUGCCCGCAGAGCCUCCACAGAAUCUGCCUUUACACACUUAAAGCACUCGAACAGCCUUAACACACACACAUACGCACACAUACGCACACAUACACACAUUCUGAGUUGCACUGACACAGAUAUCCAGAUGGGUUCUGCAAACUGAAUUAUGUGAAUACUGUGUGUAUAAAGUCCGACAGGCCGGCUUGUUUAUCAUAUUGUACUGUGUGCUCUAUUCUGUGGUCUACGUUAGAUUAAAGAUCUCAAAACAGCAGAUAUUAGUACAUGUAUUCUCAGAAAAUCUUCAGUUUCAGUGAAACUGUCAUUCAUGAAGGGUCUUCAGUGUGAAAUCGCAAACAUCCUCAAAUAAAGUCUUAAUUUAAAACCUCUAAA